Messenger RNA from Carica papaya (papaya), 686 nucleotides. It is a transcript of the gene INH3, whose product is annotated as inhibitor-3. NCBI's taxonomy places the organism in Eukaryota, Viridiplantae, Streptophyta, Magnoliopsida, Brassicales, Caricaceae. The record is from RefSeq and is a predicted model, not a curated record. Gene Ontology annotation, molecular function: protein phosphatase 1 binding; protein serine/threonine phosphatase inhibitor activity. Gene Ontology annotation, cellular component: nucleus.
UGCACGCCAUUUGAACCCAAACGGAGAGAGAGAGAGAAAGAGAGAGAGAGAGAGAUGAGCGCCACCACGACCAGACCUAGGGGAUCGUCGGUCACCGUCACCCUAGAGAACCCUGCGGAGACGCAGCCGCAACCGCAAACACUAGUGCUACGCUUGAAUCGGAAGAAGAAGAAGGUGACGUGGAAGGAAGGGACGGUGGACAACGAAUUCAUGCAGAAGAAGAGCUCUAAGAAGUGCUGCAUAUUCCACAAGCAGAAGCUUUUCGAUGAGGACGACAGCGACCAGGAAGACGAAGGCGACCAUCAUAAUCAUCAUCACAACCAUCAUAAUCAUCAUCACGACCAUCAUGACCAUGCCAAAUCGGAUGGUGCCUCAACGUCUAACGGUGCCACCACCAGUGAUUGAUUGAUUCCUUGGAUUUAUUGUCUCGACUAGGUUUUUCCUUAUGCCUUGUCAGGGUAGCCAACAGCUAGCCUACAGGAGCUUUCAGCAGAAUCUUUUCGCAGCAAAACCCAAGUAGUCGUGUUAUAUGGUGCUAAGCAUAAUUCGGUUAACUGCUCAUGAGUCUCAGACUUUCUUACCUCUAUUUUUAUAAAACUCUGUUGUUGGUGAACUCUUAUACAUCAACAGUGAUUGUAGAAGGGAAUUAUGUAUAUUAUAUCGCUCCCUACUGAAGUGCUUUUCUU